AUGCAAGGCAAGAAGAAGAACUUUUUGAAAAUUGUUAUCUUAGGAGACAGUGGAGUUGGAAAGACCACACUUCUCUAGCAAUACGUGAAUAAAAAGGUUAAUGCUCACUCAAAGCCUACUAUUGGAGCUGACUUCUCAAAGAAAGAGAUCACCAUUGAUAACACAAUUGUUACUCUCUAAAUUUGGGAUACUGCGGGUUAGGAGAAAUUCUAGUCACUCGGCUACGCUUUUUAUAGAGGAGCUGAUUGCUGCGCUCUCGUCUAUGACAUCACAAAUCUAAAGAGUUUCGAGGAUUUGACUAGAUGGCGUGAUGGUUUCAUUGAGCAUGCUGCUCCAACUGAUCCCAACAAGUUCCCAUUUGUCCUAAUCGGAAAUAAAGUGGAUAAGGAGCCCGAGAGAAAGGUCAAGUCAACUGAUGCAUAAGCUUGGUGCAAGGAGAACGGAGGAAUGCCUUAUUAUGAAACCUCAGCUAAGGAGAAUGUUGCAGUCGAAGAUGCUUUUAUUGAGAUGGCAAAGAUGGCUAUUAAAAGAGAGAGCGAAAAUCAAAUAUUUUCACUCCCAGACUCUAUUGGAGGUGCAGGUGGCGCUAUUAAAAUGAGUUUGAAAGAUGAUCAAAGAAGAAAUAAGACCUAAGUUCAGAAGAAAAUGUGUGACUGUUGA
Messenger RNA from Stylonychia lemnae, 660 nucleotides. The record is from the annotation of a GenBank genome assembly. NCBI's taxonomy places the organism in Eukaryota, Ciliophora, Spirotrichea, Sporadotrichida, Oxytrichidae.